AUGUUCGGCGUGGACUGGCUCGGUCUCGCCGUCCCCCUCGCCUACCUAGGCAUUCUCUUGGGAUCACUCGCCACAUUCUCGUCCCUGUACCGCAAACGCAAAGCCCACAAUGCCGCAUCUCUAGAGCCAUGGUUCCCGGCCCACCUCCAACGCGAUAUCUACUUCUCCCUUCUUCACCUUGAGCCAUCAUCCAACGAGAAGAAGUCUCCCGCAAUCCCCGACUCCAUCUUCAAGGCCUCUCUCCUUCGCCGCGCAGCAGAGGACAUCCGUCGCAUCAUGGCGCUGCGCAGCCAAAAGCAGGCUCUCUCUACGUUGUUGCAACGUGGUAGUGUAGGCGAUGAUCUGUGGAAGCGUUUCGAGCGCGCGGAGAAGGAAAUGGAAGAUGAAGUCAAGGACGUCGCUUCAGAGGCAAAUGCCUAUGUUCCCGGCUGGGGUCAGACAAUCUUCCAGUCCGCAAAUGAGAUGUUGAAUAAUGAGAUUUACCGCAAGCGUAUGGAGGAACAAGCGUCCAAUGUCGAAGAGGAGCGCAAGUGGUGGGAUAAGAAGAAGACCAGCAUCCAAGAAGGAUUCAUGAAGGAGCUGGAGGAGGAUUCUUCUGCGACCAAGACUACACCUGCAUCAACCACAACUAAGGAUCUGAACACUGCAUCUACGACCUCUCCGGCGCCUGGUGCUUCGGUCCAAGGCAGCGAUGAUGACGCUGUUCUGGUGGAGGCAGAGAACACCUCCAGUACCCCCAAUUCUCCGGCGAGCGCGAAGAAGAAGGGCAAGGGUAAGAAAUAG
This is a messenger RNA of Penicillium salamii, 783 nucleotides long. Lineage: Eukaryota; Fungi; Ascomycota; Eurotiomycetes; Eurotiales; Aspergillaceae. The record is from the annotation of a GenBank genome assembly.